AUGGUGGAUGCCGACGUCGACAUCGAUCCGAACCGACCUCGCCGCGUUCUUGCGGUUGCCAUUCUCUUUCUCUGCCUCACGCCCAUCGCCGUCGCUCUGCGGUUGUACUCGAAAGUUUUCAUCACGCGAACCGUGACCUCCGACGACAAGCUUCUUUGCCUGCUCCAAGCUGUUUUUACCGUGUUUUUGGUCACAGAAAUCCUGGGAGUAGUGCAUGGUACGGGCCGCGAUGCGACACAGAUAACGCCAGAAGAUCGACGGAAAGCUCUCCAGUACUUCUUUGCUGGCGAACUCCUGUAUCUCCUCACGACAAUCCUCCUGAAAGUCUGCGUCGGCAUCCUACUUCUGCGCAUCGCGAUCGUCCCGACACACGUCUGGAUUCUGCGAGCACUGCUGUUGUCGACGCUGGUGUUUGGGUUUCUGUACCUGUUCCUCGUCGCCUUCCAGUGCCGACCAGUACACGUAUUUUGGGACGAGGGUCCUCGUACCCCAGGCCAUUGCUUCUCGAAAACCGUCGUUCUCGGCACCACAUUCACAGCCGCCACACUGAACUGCAUUGCAGACUGGGCAUUUGGGAUAUUGCCUUUGUUUAUUGUCUGGUCGUUGGACCUGCGCAAAAAGACCAAAAUUCUUGUUGUGCUCUUGCUAGGGUUUGCUUCAAUCGCGAGUAUCGCCACUAUUAUUCGAGCGGUGACAGUACCGUCUGUGUUGAGCGAGGGAAACUUUCUUCGUACGUCAAUCGAUCUGCCCAUGCACACCUAA
Molecule: messenger RNA, 762 nt
Organism: Colletotrichum siamense
Lineage: Eukaryota; Fungi; Ascomycota; Sordariomycetes; Glomerellales; Glomerellaceae
Exons: 3
Coding region: 1-762 (253 amino acids)
Source: RefSeq, a predicted model, not a curated record